Salarias fasciatus (jewelled blenny) is the source of this 5689-nucleotide messenger RNA. RefSeq names its product phosphofurin acidic cluster sorting protein 1 (gene pacs1b). The record is from RefSeq and is a predicted model, not a curated record. The coding region runs from base 290 to 3025 and encodes 911 amino acids. The transcript is spliced from 24 exons. Gene Ontology annotation, biological process: protein localization to plasma membrane. Gene Ontology annotation, molecular function: transmembrane transporter binding. NCBI's taxonomy places the organism in Eukaryota, Metazoa, Chordata, Actinopteri, Blenniiformes, Blenniidae.
ACCAGCAGCUCGUGCAGUCAGUCCGCCGCCUCCACCGCGCUGCUCGACCCGCCUCUCUCACGGACCCGGUCGGACUCGGGCACCGGGGGCUCCAGCCGCCUGUCUGCCGCGCCGCGUUGCCAUGUUCCCCCCGGCGGCGGGCGGUGAUUAGCCCCGCUCGGAUCGGCUCUCUCUCCCCGCCCGCGCCGCGCCGCGGAAGCCCCGGCAGCGCGAGCGACACACGGCCGCCGCCGCGAACAAGGCUCCUCUCCCCGGCUGAGCUCCGUCGCCACAGCCCCCCGCCGCCGGGAUGUCGGAGCGCGGAGGGCUCCCGCGGACCGGGGGCGUCCCCUCGCCGCACAUGCAGCCCUCCAAGCCGGUCAGCAUCACCUCCAACCGGCCGGUCCACAUGAACCUGUACGCCACCUGGGAGGUGGACCGCUCGUCGCCCAGCUGCGUGCCCAGGCUCUUCAACCUGACGCUGAAGAAGCUGAUCAUGCUGAAGGAGCUGGAUAAAGACCUCACCUCGGUGGUGAUCGCCGUCAAGCUGCAGGGCUCGAAGCGGAUCCUGCGCUCCAACGAGAUCCUGCUGUCCUCGGCCGGACUGACGGAGACCGACCUGCAGCUCACCUUCUCCCUGCAGUACCCACACUUCCUGAAGCGGGACGCCAACAAGCUCCAGAUCAUGCUGCAGCGCAGGAAGCGCUACAAGAACCGAACCAUCCUGGGCUACAAGACGCUGGCGCUGGGGCUCAUCAACAUGGCCGAGGUGAUGCAGCACCCCAGCGAAGGCGCCCAGGUCCUCGGCCUCCACAGCCAGCUGAAAGACGCCUCGCUGCCCGUCGCCGAGGUCCGAGUCUACUCGCUGUCCAGCCAGCCCAUCGACCACGAGGGGCCCAAGGCCAAGAUGUCCGAUCGCUCGCCGGACAUCGACAAUUACUCGGAGGAGGAGGAGGAGAGCUACUCGUCCGAGCAGGAGGGCAGCGACGACCCCAUCCACGGACAGUAUCUGUACGACGAAGACGAGGAAGUGAGGAAGAAGAAGCCGAGGCGCAAGCUUCCCUCCAACGCCGCCAUCACCAGGCAACCGAACAUCAAGCAGAAGUUCGUGGCCUUGCUGAAAAGGUUUAAAGUCACGGACGAGGUGGGCUUCGGCCUGGAGCACGUGUCCCGGGAGCAGAUCCAGGAGGUGGAGGAGGACCUGGACGAGCUCUACGACAGCCUGGAGAUGUACAACCCCAGCGACAGCGGGCCGGAGAUGGAGGAGACGGACAGCAUCCUCAGCACGCCCAAACCCAAGCUGAGGCCGUUCUUUGAAGGCAUGUCUCAGUCCAGCUCGCAGACGGAGAUCGGCAGCCUGAACAGUAAAGGCAGUCUGGGUCGGGACACGUUCAGCCCGCAGGGGGAGCCGCCGCCUCUGGAGAAGAUGAAGACGUCCCGCAGCCGCAACCUGGACGAGAUCCCGUCCGAGACCGACACGCUGGAGCUGACGGACCAGGAGCUGUUCGCGGAGGUGGGCCCCUGCAUCACCGUGUCGGUGGCGGAGAAACCCCGCACGCCCCUGAAGACCAGCAAGAGUGACGCCCAGCCCAUGCCGUCGCCACGGCUGGACGGCGGCCACACCCCGCGGCAGAAGCGCGGCGGCGGCACCCCCAUGAAGGAGCGGCAGCUGUCCAAGCCGCUGAGCGAGCGCACCAACAGCUCCGACUCGGAGAGAUCCCCGGAGCUGGGGCACGCCACACCGGUCCUGAGGAAAGCGGUGUACGACCAGCUGAACCAGAUCCUGCUGUCGGACUCGGCGCUGCCGGAGAGCCUGAUCCUGGUGAACGGCACCGACUGGCAGGGCCAGUACGUUGCGGAGCAGCUGCAGGUGCAGAGACACCCAGUGGUGUGCACGUGCUCGGCGGCGGAGAUCCAGGCCGUGCUGUCCGCCGUGCUCACGCGCAUCCAGAAGUUCUGCAACUGCAACUCGUCCAUGCCCAGAGCGGUGAAGGUGGCGGCGGUCGGCAGCCAGAGCUACCUGGGCGCCAUCCUGCAGUUCUUCGUCACGCAGCUCGCCAACAAGACGUCGGACUGGCUCAGCCACAUGCGCUUCCUGGUGGUGCCUCUGGGCUCUCAUCCCGUCGCCAAGCACCUGGGCGCCCUGGACAACCGCUACAGCUCGUCCUUCCUGGACGGCGCCUGGAGAGACGUGUUCAGCCGCAGCGAGCCGCCGCAGACAGACCAGCUGGACGUCGCCGGGCGGAUCUCUCAGUACAUCAGCGGGGCGACAGUCACGCACCAGCUGCCCAUCGCCGAGGCCAUGCUGACCUGCAAGCACCGCACGCGAGACGAAGACUCCUACCAGAAGUUCAUUCCCUUCAUCGGGGUGGUGAAGGUCGGCCUCAUCGAGUCUGGACCGUCGCCAACCGGAGACACAGAGGAGGGCGUGGCCGUCAGCCUGGCUGUUCCCUCCACCUCCCCCCCCUCCCACGGCUCCCCCACCGGGGUGAUCAAAGAGGCGGCCACGCCCCCCUCCUCGCCCUCCAUGGGCAGCGUCCUCACAGUGCAGGGGAGCCCCAGCAUGUCGCACGGCGUGGACGCCAUCGGCCUGCAGGUGGACUACUGGCUGGCGUCCCUGGCGGAGAAGCGGCGGGAGGGCGAGCGGCGCGACACGGGCUGCAAGAACACGCUGAAGAGCGCCUUCCGCUCGCUGCAGGUCAGCCGGCUGCCGGGCGGCGGCGGCGGCGGCAGCGGCGGCGACCCGCAGGCCCAGGUCAGCACCAUGGCCAUGACGGUGGUCACCAAGGAGAAGAACAAGAAAGUUCCCACCAUCUUCCUGGGGAAGAAGCCCAAAGAGAAGGACGUGGACUCCAAGAGCCAGGUGAUCGAGGGCAUCAGCCGCCUCAUCUGCUCCGCCAAGCAGCAGCAGACCAUCCUGAAGGUGUCCAUCGACGGCGUGGAGUGGAACGACGUCAAGUUCUUCCAGCUGGCGGCGCAGUGGCCCACGCACGUCAAGUACCUGCCGGUCGGGCUCUUCGGCUACAGCAAGCCGCCGCCCUCCUAGGACCGCCCCCCCCUCGACCGACCUGGCUCCGCCCCCUCCCCCGCCCGACUUGACUCUUGACCUUUGAGGAGGAGGAGGAGCGGCGGCGGCGCCGUUACCAGUCACUUUAACGCCCCCUUCUGUGUGCGAGGCAGGCGUGCAUGCACAUGUGAAUGUACAGUGAGUGUGUGUGUGUGUGUGUGUGUGUGUGUGUGAGAGAGAGAGAGAGAGAGUGUGUGUAGGGGGGGUGUAAAAAAAAGAAACAAACAAGGGGGAGGGGUUUACAGCACAAGUUUAUCCGCUAACUGCCAUUUAUGUUUCCGUUCUAUGGAAUGCAGCAGCAUGCAACGACUCGCACACACACACGCACACACACACACAUACACACGGACACACACUCGCAGGUUGCAUGCUCCCGACCGUCACUCUCGUGCCGCAGCAGCUCCGAAUGAAAAUGCAAUCCUCGUUUGCAUGAGCCGGAAAGAAAAACGAGAGGAAAAAAGACAACAAAAACAAAAACAAAACCAAGCGAAGACCCGUCUCUACUCUUUCAUUUCAAGGGCUUCCGGAUCACAGAACUCCUCAUUUCCACCGUCCCACGAGACACGGACGACAAUAAAAUCCAUAAGAUAACAACAACAACAACAAAAAAGACAAGCAUUUGUAAAGGGGAAGUGUGUUUUCUUUUAAUCGUGCUCUAGUUAAAAAAAAAAAACAAAAGGUGAAACUUCCCUUUAAAGGUGUUUUGUGAAGCGUGGUGUAACGUCGUCGUGAACUGAUGUGACAUUUCAGGGCCGGAGCUGCUUCUUCUUCUUCUUCUUCUUCUUCUUCUUCUUCUUCUUCUUUUUCUUUUCUAUUUUUUGUUGCUAUGCACUUACAGAAACACCCGGAACAGUUCGGAUGACGUUGCAAAAUCCAGAAUAAAUAAGUAAAUAAAUAAAUAAAUAUGCAACGGGGGGAAAAUAUGUAAAACACAGUGAAGCACAACGACGGCGCCGGCGGAUCAGAAACCGGCGUCUUUACUUGGUUUGAAGAAGAGAAUUCAAGUUUCCGCCGCACGCUUGCUGUAGGGUGUCGUCAGGUGAUUAGUGAGUGUACAGUAAAGUGUGUGUGUGUGUGCGUGUGUGUGUGUGGUGAAAUCAAUGUGCCGUGUUCAGACACCUUUCGAAUAAUAUUUCACUUCAAGAGGAGAAACACUUUUUCUACCGUGUGUGUGUGUGUGUGUGUGUGUGUGUGUGUGUUCACUUUGUCGCCUGGCACUAGGCAAAUUCAGAGUUCCUCCGUCGUAACGUUUUCCCACAAAGUAUUGCGAUCCGUGUGUUACAGCCAGUCUGAAGUCGCUUGAAUCGUUCUCUCCUUGUUGUUACAGUGUUACCGUGGCGACGUCAGCCGGUUUCAAUCCGUCCCAACUACGUGAAUGUAUUCAACCGCGUUUACAUGUCCUCGAACCGCUGGUUUAGCUGGAGGAAGUCUGAGGAGCUCUGGAGGUUUUUAUCCACUGCACCAAAGCACCGAUCGGACUCAGACGUGUUUUAUGCACUAGUUGACGAAAGCUCAGUGACCUACGACCUCCACCGCGUCAGAGCUCCUCUGUAUCGACUCUCUGGAAAUCAGAGAGAAGUUUUCAUUCAAUUAUCUUUUUCAGAUCGGAUGAAAAGGUUAAAGAAAAGUGUUGGGAUUCAUUAAAAAGAAAAAAAUAGCUGACAUUUUUGAAAGAUUGAAGCAAGAAGAGGUCAAACGGUGAAACACGAGUUUAAAAAAGGUCAAAAUACAACAAAACAAGCAGGAUCAGUUAAUAAAAUAGAAGUUACAACUGCUACAAACCGGAAACAGGAAGAUUAGUUCUGAAGUGUCGUCACAAAAUGUCGUGAUUGUACAUUUAGAUAAGCGACGUAGCUGAAGACGAUGUGUGAUUUUUGUUUUGUUUUUUUUUAAUGAUUAAAUGUGUGUUUGUGACAAAAGUCUGCAGACCGCUGAGAGACUGCCUGAUCGAAGCUUCAGAGCCACAGAUGAAAAAAUCAAAUCGCUCAAGAAGAUGAAAUUAAUGUUCGAUAAAAACCCCUGUAUUCCUGAAGAUAACUGUUGAAUUAUUGAGCCGCUUCCCUUUUCUGAGGCACGGACACAUUAACUCCAAAGCAAAUCCUGGAGCUUCAAGGUCACGGUUUCUCCUCCCAAGGUCGUUCUCGUCUUGAACUCUUUGUCUUUUUUACCUGUGUCUGUGUUUGUGUCGACGGAGUCGUCUGUGAAAACAUGAGGAGGGCUCCCACCAGCUCGCCGUCUCGUCCCCACACACACACACACACACACACACACACACACACACACACACACACACACAGCUUGUAAACCGAUUCGGCGGCGGCGGGAAACGGGGAAGCUGCAGAGUCCUGCCUGAGCUGGGAGGAGCUCGUGGAGAGUCAUUUUGCACACGCCAUCGUUUUCUUCUUCAGCUUUUUUCGCCUUUUGCCUAUAACAAUAAUUCUAAUAAACUAUGACGCUUGUACAUAUCAGAAUAGUACUUGUUAUAUUGUAUUCUAGUUAUUUUUCUGUUUGUUUUUUAUUAAUUUGACAUGUUUUUGUAGUACUGCUUUUUCAUGAUUUGUCGAAUCAAACAGAUGUGGGAUGAAAAGUGGAAGUGUUCAUUGUUUCAUUUGUUUUUUAAAAUAAAGAUAUUCUUGAUUUGUA